AUGGUUCGGCACAAGAAAGCUACUUACGCCAUGCUUACUCCCGAGCGCCGCUUCCAGUGGCAGGAGGACAUUGGUUCGAGGCACGCUGCUCGGGUCGCAGCGGGCAUGUCUCCAGACUCGCCGGGGCCGGAGGAGAUUGGGGAGGUGGAGGAAGUGGAGGGGGAUGCGUCAGAGCUCAUGCAGGGAGUUGAUCCAGUGGGGGGAGAUGCGAUGGAGGAACAGAAGGGGGGUGACGAGGAUGACAACGACGAUGAGGAAGGCGGGGACGAGGACGACGAGGAAGGCGUGGAUGAGGAUGACGAGGACAAUGAGGAGGGCGAUGACGAGGAUGACGAGGACGACAAGGAGACCGCUAUCCUGGAGUCCAUCCAAGAUGAGGCGUACGUGCAGUCCAACCGGCGCUUCCUCCGGGAAGAACAGGCGAAGACCGAUGUGCUCUUCGACGAGCUGGAUGCGGAGCAGGAGGCGGAGGCCGACGACGUCGAUGUCAGAAUGGAGAUAGUGGACAUCUCUGACGACGGGGAGUAG
Molecule: messenger RNA, 528 nt
Organism: Aegilops tauschii subsp. strangulata
Lineage: Eukaryota; Viridiplantae; Streptophyta; Magnoliopsida; Poales; Poaceae
Source: RefSeq, a predicted model, not a curated record